Molecule: messenger RNA, 2250 nt
Organism: Emys orbicularis (European pond turtle)
Lineage: Eukaryota; Metazoa; Chordata; Testudines; Emydidae
Gene: MAP9
Product: microtubule associated protein 9
Exons: 14
Coding region: 1-2250 (749 amino acids)
Biological process (GO): regulation of mitotic cytokinesis; mitotic cytokinesis; mitotic spindle assembly
Cellular component (GO): astral microtubule
Molecular function (GO): microtubule binding
Source: RefSeq, a predicted model, not a curated record
AUGCAGCUGCGACGGCGACGGCAGGAGCGGAGCGGCCGCUGCGCAGCGCCUAGAGCGAGCCCCCCUCGGACGGGCCCGCGCGGGCACGGGACAGGCAGCCACGGGAGGAGAGAUUUGAGUUCACUGGAUCAGAGAGCUGAGGGUGUGAAAACGAGGAGAACCUGCAUAAGAGUAAUUUCUCCAGACCUUUUCCCCACCAUGUCUGAUGAAGAUAUUGGCACCACUUUAGCGUAUACCAAGAGCCCCAAGGUCUCCAGAAGAACCACUUUUCAGAAUGAGCUACAAGAAGCAAUUUCUGCUCGUGCAGCAAGACAGCAAACUGCUGAAUACUCAGAUGACUUUGACAGUGAUGAAGAUGAAGAACUUCCUGAAAAUAAUUCAGCUGUUGAAAACACAAAUAAGAAAUCAGUUGCCUUUGAUAUUACCCUCUCGGAUGAUGAGACUACUCAGAAAAAGGCCCUUUUGAAAAGUGAAAUUGCUGAUGACUUGACUUCACUAUUAGAUGAAGAGAAACAUCAACAGAUGACAAUUUUGAAAAGCCAAAACUUGAGUGGAAGCCAAAGCUUGAGUGGUGACAGAGAAGAUGAAACAGAAUGUUCAUUCAUUGAAAAAUUAACUUGUCAUGGUAAUGAAGGUGACUACUGUAAUGAAUCACAAAUGGCUAUACUGCAACAUGAAAGAGAAGAAAUUACUCAACAUGAAUUUGAAAACAAACCAGUACCAAAGCUAAGGGAGCACAGAAUCAAAAAUAUAUCAUCAGCUGAGAAUGUCAGUAUUUCUGCACUGGAUGAUCAUUAUAAACCAUCACCUCAACCAAGAAGUGUCUUAAGAAAGAGCAGCCAUGUAGAAGACAAAGAUGUUGCCAGGGCAGAAGAUAAGGCUUCUUCUAGUUACAGAUUAUCUUCGUUUUCUGCACCAUCCUCCCUGACUAGGCUGAGUGACAAAACAACAACAUCUGAGAGAAGGGCACUUGCUGAAAGCCCUAGUCCUGAGGGUCCAUGGCUAACAAGCUCUCCACCACCGUUCCCUAUUCAUUUUCAUUCAGCUGAUGAAACAUCUGGAGACUCCAAUUUGUUAAUGUGUGGCGAAGGCUCUCCUUCAAAAGCCCAGGAUCAAACAGUAGAUGAUGACUGCAGGGAUUUGAAAUUGGAGAAUAAUGGCAGAAAAUCCCCAUCUGUGAUAGAACUAAUGAUGACUACAGUGUAUGAGAAAACUAAGAAACUACAGAAAUCAACUGAUGACCAGCUUGAAGAAAAUUUGCAAACACUGGAAGAGAAAUUCAUUGCUGAUGGCAUAAAGGAAAUGUCACUGAAUGAUAAAUCUGAAGACAUGGCGGAAAUGAGCACUUCAGAGGACUCGGACAAGAAAGAAUUUGAAUAUAAGGAGACACUUUCACAAAAAGUGAGACCUUCUUCAUCAAGCAGGUCUCUGUCCUCUACAUACUUGAAGAAAGCUGGGAAAACCAUCCCUUCAUCUACAACUACAUCUUCUCAAUACUUGGGAACAUUAAAGGUCUUGGACAAUAAACACUUACAAAAAUACAGUGCUGAGCUUGACAAAGCAGAUAGUCUACGAGCAGCUGUUUAUCAGGAUUGGUUGGAAAAGAAAAGAGUCUUUCUACUGGAACUGCAGAGAAUUAAAAGGAACAAAGCAGAAAAUUUAAAGAAUGCAAAUGAAAAGAAAGAAGCUACUAAGAAAGAAGAAGCAAUUGCAUCUUUUGAAGCCUGGAAGGCAAUGAAAGAAAGAGAAGCAAAAAAGAAACUAGCUGAAAAAAAGAAGUUUGAGGAGUUGAAGAAACGGAGAGCAGCAGAACAGAAUGAAGAGAAAAAAGAAGAAGCUCAAAAGGCAGCAUUUGAAAAAUGGAAAGAAAAGAAAGCAGAAUAUCUAAGAGAGCAAAGUAGAAAGGAAAAACGAGCUGAAAGAAUCAAGAAGAAGAAAGAAGAGGAAGCUAUUGCAGAAAAGAAACGAGACAGCAUAUCUGCCGUUGAUAAAUGGAAUGAGAAAAAGGAAGAAUUUGUAAAACAAAAGAAGACCGAAAAAAUCCAAGAGAAAAGACAGCAAGAAAUAGAACAGGUUGAAAGGGAAGAAAAAGAUAAAAGGGCUCUGGAGGAAUAUGAAAGAUGGCUGGAAAAGAAAGAGAGGAGAGACCAGAUUGAGAAAAAACAAAAGAAGCUCCAGGUUAUCGUUGAGGAUGAAACCCCUCCUCCAUGGAGCCCGCCUGGCAAAGCUGUGUCCUCAAGGAACUACUGA